Messenger RNA from Ectocarpus sp. CCAP 1310/34, 4695 nucleotides. NCBI's taxonomy places the organism in Eukaryota, Phaeophyceae, Ectocarpales, Ectocarpaceae. The record is from the annotation of a GenBank genome assembly.
GGCCUGUUCGUUCGCACUACGGUCUGUUCAAAACAAGCGACCUCGCCUUCUCUGGGCGGACACGGGGGCACUCUGCUCUGCGAUGGGCAUCUUGUCGCUGUCAAAACAUGCGAAGAGUGUGGGGUCACUGAGCGUAAACCUGCAGCACGCGGAACACGAUGACCGUAUCAUAGUGGACGGCGGCUUUCUCCUUCACCGCUGCUGUACAAGGAGGACAGCGGCACGCGAUUUAUUGCUACACGACGACGUCGCCCCGCUUGUCAAAGAGUGUGCUGCCGAGGUCUCGCGGUUCGAGUCGCGUGGUUUCAAGGUCACCGUAGUCCUCGAUGGAAGCACUCCGCCGGCGAAGAAGAGCACUUCCGAAGCUCGCAGAACUAAGCGGGAGGCUGCAGCCAGUGAGGCCCGCGAGCUCCAAAGAACUGGGGGCCGGCUUACGGAGAUCAACAAGAAGGCCAGCAAUGCGUGCGUGUUCGACUCCCGCGUCGUCGCAAGGGUUGCGACGCUCUUGCGACCCCAGAUAGCAGGAGAGGUUUACAUCGCUCCGAGGGAGGCCGACCCACAGAUCGUGAUUUUCCAGGACAUCUACCUAGAGACGGGGUGUACUGUGUAUGUUUACGCGAACGAUUCGGACUUGAUCGUCCUCGGUGUUCGAUCGUUGCUGUGGGACGUAAGAGGGACUGAUGCGGGGAAUCUCACGGGGGUGUGCAUCAGGUCGAGGUUGAUAUUCCAACCACCGGAGUGGGCUUUCGCGAUUGACGCCGAAGGCUACGCUUUUCUCCGGCAACUGCACGGGCUUCCCCGCGGGCACACGCCUAACUUACGCGCUUCUCCUCUUACCGAAGCCGCCGCCCGCCGUAGGCUGAGUUUGUUCGCCACUCUCGCCGGAAACGACUUCGCCGAUUUCAAGAACAUCGGCCCUGUCAGGGCGGCCAAGGUGGCCUUUGAAUUGAUCGAACCAGAUCCUCGGGGAACAGCCGCCGUUGUGUCUUUCGAAGCGCUCGUGGGCAACUUGGCAAGGAUCGUCGUGCAGGACUCCAAGGAGGAGGAAACACCAGCGGCCCUAGAGGAGGCGGAGGAAAAGCUCAGGAGGGCUCAUAACAUGUUCCACAAUGCGGUGGUGUGGGACCCGUUGAAGAAUACCCUCCGACAUUUCUCCGGUGCUGCGUCUUCGCUGGCCAUCACCAAAGACACAGGUACCCUGGAGUUUUCCUCUGUCGCCUCUGGCAUAGCAUCGGGGGAAGUUUCUCCUACCACGGGCCAGGUGUGGGCCCCGCCAUUACUGGAGACCCGGAUAGCACAAGAGUUACGCCGUGCUACACGACGGCCGGGUAGCCAGCCGCCGCCGCCGCCGCCGCCGCCGCCGCCGGGACCGACACCUACGCCGGACCAGAGUACGAGCCGGAACAAGCGCUCCCGCAACGCGGUGACUCACGACACCAACAACUACCAUAAACACGGGUUUAGUCGUCUCCCCGGUGCCGAAGAAGACUUCAACAAGUGGACAGUCGCACAGCUACGCGAAUUCCUCAGCGUUUUUAGGUGCCUCGACCACGCCGGUCACAGCGCGUACCUCAAGGGCCCCCUCGCCGAGCUGGCGGGGCAGGUAGUGGCGAUGAUCAAGAAGUGCGGGUUGCUCAACAGCAACCAAGCGUUCCGCCAUCCUGUCCCGGAUCUCAGCUCUUUCCAAGACAAGGAGCGCAUGGUCAUGCCCGAACUACCCGGCCCCCGCUCGCGGAUCAGCGGCUUUGAACAUCUACAGCAGCACCUCCCCGAAAUGUCCAAGUCGGUGAUUCUGCAGUUCCUCGGACAAGUCAACCCCAUCUCUGGCGAGGGUUCGCGGGUUUGGUACAGGGGGAUGCAGAAGGUGAUGGAUAUGGGGAACCUGAACAGGUUGUGGGGCGUCCCGGCCAAGAACGGGUUGAUGUAUCUGGGGAUGAGCGCCGGUGCCUCCUUCUCGGAUACGAAAACGUACGAGGUCCGCAUACAGCUGCGGGUGGAGGCGUUGGACGAGAGCGCUCAUCCCUCGGCAGCGGAGGAGGAGGGGCGCGGGGUAGAAUCUGGGCAAUGGCCGAGACCGCCCCUCGUCGCCCUUGGUGUGGUCGCCGCUCUGUGCGAGUGUCCUGCCGGCAUAAGCGGGGGAUGCUCCCACACUGCAAUGGUCCUCUUCUUGACUCGUCUGCUGCAGAUGACCGAGGACGAACUAGCCACGUUCAACCCAUCUACAUGUACCGGUCGAGCUUGCAGUUGGAUCAUGCAGAACUGUAAGGGGGGCAGGUCUGGAGAGCAGUGUUCGUUGUAUGGAGAACCUCUAUCGCACGGCACGAAUGUGGUCAGGAAAAUGCGGGAUCCCCGGCGGGGCUUUGACGACGACCUUCUGGCGAAGGUGCAGGGAGUAACCGCGAUCGAUCGAAUGCAACACUUCAACCCGCACCCCUCUGGAGGAAAGUGGGAUGAACUGAAGCUCCACUUCGAUGCUGGCAAGGAUUUCAGUAGGUUCAAAAUGGACAAGCUGCUGGCGUUCGUGGAUUGUGCUAGGGGCCCGGAUAACAGAGCAGUCGCCAUGGAUUACCUUCCGCCGCUCGUUCGUGAAGAUUGCGACCUGUAGCUUUGUGGUUCCUUUUCCGUUCAGAGUGUUUUCCGUUCAGAGUGUUUUGUUAGCGGCACUCCAUGUGGCCUCUCUUUGGCGACUUCUACGUAAACCUGUCUAUAGGCUCGACCUUCAAGAAGUUAGUGCAACAAUAUUUUGUGGUAGGUUCAUUUUAUUGGGUGUCAUUUGGGGGGGGGGGGGUCUACGCACGGGUGCCUAUCAUCCGUCCGUCGCGACCAUACACCCCAUUAAUUUGUUGCAAGAUGAAGCGGGGGACAAAGAGCUACCGCUCUCGCUAAAUGCAUGGGUUUCUUUGGCGAGUGCAAUUCUUUGCCUGCCGCCUUCGCUACAACAGACUUUUUUUUUUAGCUCGCUGCACGAGCUGCGUGUAUUCGCACCUGAACACGGCCCUCGUGCCCAUUUUACCGUUCAUCAUGUGUCGACAGAAGAAUCGUGCGAUAUGAUGGAGGGUAAAUAGUGAUAUUCUCCUGUGUUUCCCUGACACGCUUGCCUUCCGUCGACGGAACCCUAACUCAAAACAGAGAAAUAGAAACAGCUAGAGUUACCGGUCGGGGGUUGGUAGGUACCAUGCGAAACCCGAAGCAGUCACUGCUGCCGACCUGCCCUGAACUCAAAUCUGGUAGGAUGGGAUUUAUGGUCAUUGUUCCAGAACUUGAAUACACAGCGAAGUUGUUGCACUGGUUCCAUUUGCUCGGAUGCUCUCUUACAAAAUAUACACCAUUAAGGAGGUGCUCCCCACAAGCGAACACUGACAACCCCGCACUAAGCCUGGGUACCCCUAUAUCUAGCAAGUACAUCACCGUGUACGCUCACUCGCUCAGCACAUCCACCCGCCGAAUAUGUCCGUCUACUCUUGGACGUACUUCUACUACAUGUACUACAUAUAAUUUUCCUCAAACCGCAAAUGGCACAACACCAACAGAACACCACACAACAUGCCCUUCAACAGGAACUCUACCACAAAACCACACAACACGCGCAACAAGGAUGGUAGAGCCAACGCCACGGGGCAGCACAUCCGCGCGCAUACAGCGACACACGCACACACACCGUACACCCCGGUAUCCCUAGCUCCGAAACGGCUGUUGCAUCAAGUUUACCAAAGCAGCCACUACAUGAAAGCACAUCUCCAUACUGAAUCUCGCCGUUAACCUUGAAGGGUGGCGCGCAAUAGUGAAUACCCUCCCUUAUCAGCAAAGGCGAGAUGGAGUUGAAACCCUUGUCGGCCAUCACUUUGAAACCCAUGUUAGAUAGACCGUUUUCCCUCAUAGCGUCGACGAGACCAGACUUGCGAACGACCUCAACGUCACUCAUCCUCCCUGGGUACGCGGGUCCGAUAUAGCAAAUGGCACCCCCGGGGGUUAUCGCUACAAGAACUUUAGCCGUGUGCCUGCCCUUGUACGUGGAAAAAGACACAAAAUUCAUGUUUGUUUGCCACGACUUGGGGAUCUCUAUCUCCGUGGCAUCCAACGCCAACGCGCAAUUCUCAUAACCUAAGUCCUCGAAGUUCUUGGGGAGAAGGUCGACGACCUCUUUCGCCGAAGGCAACCGUAUGACAGGACGGAGGCUGCGAUAGAGGAAAUUCAGCCACGUCGUGAAAGCCCUCCCCCCGGUACUCUCGUGCACACCGAAUAGAGUCGACGCCACAACCAGCGGCAUCGCCGUGCGCAACACCAUCAACGUAAAAAAUAGUCCGUUGACACCACGAAAAGUCUUGAUUCGCUGGCUGUUUCCACCCGCUGAAACGCCUGCCCGUUCUCGCUGAUCGAAAAACACCAUGUUCUCCGCAGCGCCGUCGGCGUUCGCGAACUCGUACAGCUUCUGCAGGGUAGGGGCGGGGAGAUGGGAAAAAGGGAGAAAAUAGCCACGGAUUAUGCCGGUGAAGAUUUUGUGGGCGGCUACGUGGUCACAGCGGCGGAGCAAUGCCGAUUUUCGGCCGAAAGCGAAAUGUUUGAGCAGAGGCGUCCGCGGCUUGAGCGGAGGCGAUAAAACUACAAGCAAUGACCGGCGGGAAUUCCAACAUACCUUGGUCCUAAUUUAGCGGUAGCCCGUCCUAUUUUUCUUUAUGCGUUAACACGACUUUUCGC